CUGAAAAAUACGAGAGCAAGUUUGAUAGAACCCCUCCAAAAUUGCGUUGCCUCUGAGCUCAUCUAAUGCAGACGGACCAUGAGGCGGAUACAAACACAGUCUACAGCUCCCUCUGUUGUUGGUUACAGGAUGUCCAUUCUUAUUCCAAAAGGAAAGAAAAGACCCUCCCGCGAGGAGUGACGGAGGGGACGAGCGUUUAGUGUAGGGCUACUACUGAUCUGGGAUGGGCCUUUGUCAAACUUUCAAAAGACCACAAACCGUAGUAGACGCACAGUCUUUCGACUUUUCCAUUUAGACCGUUUGUCAAUCUACACUCAGGAUUUUAACAAAGACGUAGGUUAUCUUGUGUGUGGUGUUAAAUGAGAAGUUUUUUUGCGAUAGUUUUUCUGCGACGAAGAAGAAGAAUCGGGGCAUUCUCGUGUUUUCCUCGAUGGGCAGGAUAAGUUAUUUUCAUCCUCUCGCCACUUAAAGGAGUCCUCCGUUGUUUUCAACGCACACAUACGUGUUACGGUGACUGCGGACUACAGUGGAAUAAUGGGUUAAUCUUUGUUGUGUCGUGAUACAUUUUUCAGCAGUUUUUUUUAAUAGUUUACACUGUUACAUUUUUAAACAAGUCGUCUCCAGUCUCUACUCGACUUUCCUCGAACGUCGUAUCGACUGGGAAUGCAGCAACUCAAACUUUUUCGGGAAGGCAAACAACAACAAGAAAGUUAGCGCCCACCUAAUCUCUUCGCCCAUCCUCAGCAAGUGACUCUCUUCAGCAGACAUGUCCAGCGUGAUGCGGAGCUUAAGUCGAUGUUUCCUCCCGGCAGAGGCGGUUGGGGAGCGGGGAAACGGCAAGGGGAAGAGCGGGGACAAGGACGUGCUGCUGGAGCGUGAAGCACGGCGUCGGAGCCGGGAGAUAGACGCGAUGCUGGAGCGAGAGAGGCGAUCCACCAAACGGCUGGUGAAGAUCCUGUUACUCGGGGCGGGGGAGAGUGGCAAGUCAACCUUUCUAAAACAGAUGCGGAUCAUCAAUGGACAUGGGUUUGCCGGCAGAACCUUGGUGGAUUUUCGAGAUACAAUUUAUGACAACAUACUUAAGGGCAUGCGUGUGCUGGUGGACGCCCGGGACAAGCUGGGCAUCCCGUGGCAGAGCUCCGAGAACAAGAAGCACGGCAUGUUCGUGAUGUCCUUCGAGGGCCGGGCGGGGGUGCGGGUGGAGCCGGGCACGUUCCAGCUCUACGUGGACGCCCUCGAAUCGCUCUGGAGCGACGCCGGGAUACAGGAGGCCUACGGACGCAGGAGCGAGUUCCAGCUGAGUGAAUCAGUGAAGUAUUUCCUGGACAACUUGGACCGCAUUGGCCAACAGAACUAUCUGCCUAAUCGUCAGGACAUACUCCUGGCCCGUUCGGCCACCAAGGGCAUCGUGGAGCACCACUUCAUGUACCGCCGCAUCCCCUUCAAGAUGGUGGACGUGGGAGGCCAGCGAUCUCAGAGGCAGAAGUGGUUCCAGUGCUUUGACAACGUCACCUCCAUCCUCUUCAUGGUCUCCUCCAGCGAGUUCGACCAGGUUCUUCUGGAGGACCGGCGCACCAACCGUCUGUCCGAGUCCAUGGACAUCUUCGAGACCAUCGUCAACAACAAGCUCUUCACCAGCGUCUCCAUCAUCCUCUUCCUCAACAAGACCGACCUGCUGGUCGAGAAGCUCCGGGCCGGCGCCGACAUCCGCCGGAACUUUCCAGAGUUCCACGGCGACCGGCAGUGCCUGGAAGACGUGCAGAGUUUCCUGGUGAGGUCGUUUGGUAGGCGUCGCCGCGGUGACCGGCGCUCGCGCCCACUCUUCCACCACUUCACCACGGCCAUCGACACGGAGAACGUGCGCUUCGUGUUCCGCGCCGUGCGCGACACCAUCCUGCAGGAGAACCUCAAGGACAUCAUGUUGCAGUGAGGUUUACAAAUGCCUGUGUGGAAAAAGACUACAAAUACCAGCGUGCAUGAGUGUGCUGCAAGAAUGGAAAUCACUACAUGCUAAAUUCCAUGGCAUUUAAACAAGACAUUCUGGGGUGCUCCUGGCAUCAAUGUGGAGAAACACUACAAAUCCCAGCAUGACAGUGUCUGGGGAAAGGACUACAGCACAGCGCCACACUGCUCCAAUGCAGACUACAAAUACCAUUGUGCCUCAGUAUGAAAAAGGAUUUGCUACUUGGAUAUAAGACCAGCAACACACUAUAGUAGAAGAUGGCUGUACAUAACCCAGUGUGUUUUAUGGCUUUAAAAGACUACAGACAGUAGAUUGCUUUCUGCCAUGAGAAGAAACUGUAAAUAUUGCUACAUUACAGAUGGGUCGUAAUCACUCGCAGACACUGAAGGGUGUCAGGUCUGGAGUUAGGAUUAAGCCAAACAUUGAUUUAUUAUUACUGUGAAGAUGAUGUAGUAUAGAGAGACCUGUCCAGUCAACGCUGCCGGAGGACUCUGGCUGAAAGAGCACUUAGUGAGCCUCACACAGCUGUUUGAACCUGAUGGGCUGAUAUACUGCACACACACACACACACACACACA
Messenger RNA from Clupea harengus (Atlantic herring), 2541 nucleotides. Its product is annotated as guanine nucleotide-binding protein subunit alpha-12. Gene Ontology annotation, biological process: adenylate cyclase-modulating G protein-coupled receptor signaling pathway; Rho protein signal transduction. The record is from RefSeq and is a predicted model, not a curated record. Gene Ontology annotation, cellular component: heterotrimeric G-protein complex; cytoplasm; brush border membrane. NCBI's taxonomy places the organism in Eukaryota, Metazoa, Chordata, Actinopteri, Clupeiformes, Clupeidae. Gene Ontology annotation, molecular function: guanyl nucleotide binding; G-protein beta/gamma-subunit complex binding; D5 dopamine receptor binding.